Molecule: messenger RNA, 3369 nt
Organism: Mya arenaria
Lineage: Eukaryota; Metazoa; Mollusca; Bivalvia; Myida; Myidae
Product: zinc transporter ZIP1-like
Exons: 1
Coding region: 124-1227 (367 amino acids)
Biological process (GO): zinc ion transmembrane transport
Cellular component (GO): plasma membrane
Molecular function (GO): zinc ion transmembrane transporter activity
Source: RefSeq, a predicted model, not a curated record
AAACAAAAUGGCGGAUGACAAAUAAUGACAAAUAAUCUUGUGACAUUUAAUUAUAAGCAAGAAAGACGUUUGUGAUUUUAUGAAAAAUUCAUCCUAUAUCCAAUAAUCCUAAUACAAUGCACGAUGAAUGUGAUUAUUGUCAAAGUGUUAGUUCUAGUCGGUUUGCUUGUGCUGACAUUUGUGUUUGGAAUUAUUCCAGUGAUUCUCAAAAAUGUUUUUAAGAAACGUGCCGACACUGAAAGUCACAAGUCUCGCUACAGAACUAUACUGAGCUUCCUCAGCUGCUAUGCUGCAGGUGUAUUCCUGGCCACAGGAGUUCUUGACCUACUUCCAGAUGUCCGUGUAAGCAUCGGCACUACAUUCGAUGACAUUAGCUUGUUUACUUCAUUUCCGGUGGCCGAGUUUGUGAUGAUGUUUGGUUUCUUUGUAAUAUUAAUUAUAGAACAAAUAGUUCUAUGUGUAAAAGAAGGUCAGACGCAAUCAAAUCAAGAAACUGAACGGAAACCUCUCCUGACUGAUGAUGAACCGGAAAGCUCUGUAAGAGAUUAUUACCGGUCAACUUCAAAUGCCAGUGAACACUCAAUAGGAGGCAUAAGUGAUGAACCAUUUAGUCAUAGUUUUCCUGGGACACCAUCCAGAAGACAUUGUUCCAACUGUGAAGAAAGGAUUUCUGUUGCGAGUGAUCACCACAUUUCAAGACAUGAAGAUCCCGGGGAUGAUAUCCUCCCAGAACAUGAACACUCAUCACUCCGGGCUCUUUUGUUGAUAUUGGCCCUCUCCUUCCACUCAGUAUUUGAAGGGCUUGCUGUUGGACUUCAGAAGAAAACUGAAGAUGUCAUAGGAAUAUUUGGUGCCUUAGUUAUUCACAAGUCAAUCCUCAGUUUCUGCUUAGGAAUGAACUUAAUAGAGAGCAGAUUGUCACAAGCUGGAAUCAUCCGAUCAAUUGUAUUCUUCUCAAUAACUGCACCAAUUGGAAUCGGUAUUGGAAUUGGCAUUAUGGAUUUAUGGGACUCAAAUAACUCAUUGCUUGUUCAAGGAAUACUUAGUGGGAUUGCUUGCGGAACUUUUCUGUACGUGACAUUCUUCGAAGUCCUCCCAUCAGAGUUCAAUUGCCCUGACCACAGACUCCUGAAAGUCCUGUUUUUAAUUUUGGGUUUCGCUACAGUAACUUGUGUUUUGUUUCUAGAUAAAGACAAUGGUCCUACCUGCUAUGUUAAGCCACAAUGAUUAGAUCUGUUGGUUCUAUUGUGAUUUUAAUUGAAGUUCUUAAUGUUAAAAAUAUUUUAUUGUAAUAUUGACAUAUUUUACUGCUGUAAGGUUCUUUUUUCAUUUACAGCUUUGUAUGAAAGAUCUGUUAAACAUAUUCAUAUAGAAAGAACAAAUGAGUUAUACAUAAUACUGUAAUGCAUUAAAUUUAAUUUGUUUCUUGUAUGCAUACAUGUACAUCAUAACAUGUAUAUCAAGUGUAAACCUAUAUUGUGCCCCUUUAAUGCAUAGCAAGUUCUAAAAACUAUAUUCACAUGAUGUUGUUAUUGAUUGACUAAAGAAGUGGAAUAAGUUUAUAACCAAUAUAUGUCAACUUUAAUAACUGAUACAUUUAAUAUUUUUCACACACAAAUAAGUCACAAUAUGCCCAUUAUAUUGAUGAUUAUGCUUCCUUGAAUGAAUAUUGUCAUUUUAAUGAUUUGUCAAGACUUUCAUACUUCGCUAGUUGCUAUUUUUUUUCCUUUUCUUUGCUGAAAUGUGAAACUUGGUGUCAUAACAUACUCAUUUAUCUAAAACAAGAUUAUGGAAACAUCUGUUCGAAUUAUAAACACUUUAAAACAAAUGUUUAUAUAAAGAUAAGCUUUAAAUAUGUGCUUCCCUAAAAUUGCACUGCCCAUCCCUGAAUAUGAUCCAUUAAAAGAUCACACUUAGAUUUUAAUGAUAAUGGAAUGCUGCAUACAUGUAUAGAUAGACUAUCUGAGUGGGGGCUGUAACUUUUACAUGCAUGGAGGGAUUUUAAAGUAAAUUAGCAAAUGUGUUAAGUUUGACAGACAAUGUGUCUUGUGCAGGACACAAAACCCUUCUUCAAAGUUCAAGAUCACACUUAAAAUUUGAUCAUUAUUCAUUGCUGCAUUUUACGCAUAAAUAGGGUUUAGAUGGUCGAGUUCUGGUUGUAACUCUGUCAUGAAUGAACAAAUUAUAAAUUACUUGGCAGAUGUGUUGGAUACAGAAAUACAUGUCACUGUCACCUUUUAGACCCACAUCUCUUUUUGAAAGGUCAAGGUCACACUUACGGGCUCAUUAUUAUGGAAUUCUGCAUAUAUACAGAUAGAAUAUAGUUGAUUGUAUUUGGGCUAUAACUUUGUUAUGUGGCAUGCCUGGAUGGAUUUUGAAAUAAAAUGGCUUAUGUUCAGUACUUUAAGGCAAUGUGUCAUUUAUAAGACAACCCUUCUUCAAAGUUAGAGAAUCACUAGAGUUGGAUCAUUAUUGAAUGUUGCUUAUCUACACAUAGAGUGUAGAUGGUCGUGUCCAAGCUGUAGCUUUGUCAUGCCGGGAGGGAUUUUUAAUAUUUCUUGGCACAUGUUUGGUACAUAAAGGCAAUGUAUUGUGCAACCUGCAUCGCCUCCCAAAAAGUCAACCUUACACUUUUAGGGUAAUUAUUAUAGAUUGAUGCAUACAUGUAUACAGGGUCAUAGAGAAAUGGCACUUGUUUCUGGGUCUGUAAUUUUGUCAUGCAUAGAAUAUGCCCCUUAUGUCCAUGAAGGUGUUCAUAUUAAAAUCAUGCUGUAUGUCUAACUGUCCUUCUACUCUAUUAAACGUUAUUUUACCAUGCUUGGAAGGAUUUUACAAUAACUUAGCACAUGUAUUCUGUACAUAGUAGACAUGACAUGUGCAGGACCCAUCUUGAAGAUCAUAUACCAUUACAUUGUAUGUGUAAUGUGAAAGACCCAUGUCCCUUCCUCCUACUUCAUCACUCUCACAUACUUGAGGUUAACCAUCAUGGGGGCUGGCAUAUGCUUAUAUUAUGUUAGCUCUCCCAGAAUGGAGGUACAUGUAUAUCAGAAUUUGCAUAAUCUAUUAAACAAAAUGACACUUCGGGGACAUUCGUCUUUACUGUGACAGCUGUUGUUAGUUGAAUUUUUAUCUAUUUUUUAAUGUAGGUAAAAUUAUGUUGGUAGAAUGCUUUUAUGGAGAAUUUAAUCUGUACUUGGGAAGUUAUAUGGAUGAGCAAUUGUUUGAAAAUAUAUUAAAUCAUAUUUUACAUAUAUAACUCUUGCAUGUAUUAAUACUAUUAUGAAGUUUUGUUGGUACAAUAUAUGUUCUAUUUCAUUAAAUGUUUAAAUAGUUUAAAGUUUAAAGAAAGUAAUAAAAGUACGUACUUGA